UGAUAACAUUGCAUUUGUCGAUGAAUAAAUAACACCAACGGCAACACCCUCAUAAUCCCCAAAACGCCCCCACUCUUCUUAUAAUUUCCGAUCAUCUUCUCCCCGCCCAAAACCCAAAAUCCCCUAAAACCCUAAAUUCCUCAUUUCUUUGAUUUUUUUUCCUUGGAUCGAACGCUGAAAUGUAUUCGGAUAAGAGCAAAAGGUCGGUUUGGGAUCGCCUGAACAUUGAUCACAAUGAAGAUCUCGGCCGGAGCCAGAAUGAGGAUUCGAAUAGGCAGCAUCAAAGAGAUGACAAAUGGAAGCAUGAUCUUUAUGAUGAUAGGGAACCUCAUACUUCAAAACCAAGGGUAGGUCCCGGAGAUCUCCGAUUCGAGCUCCAAACGAAAGCUUCACAGCAAGCUUAUCAACGUGGUAAGGGCACAGGAGUCGGAGAUCUUCGUGAAAAUCUCUCUGGUAGAAAGAACACAUGGCCCAUUAAGAAAAGUGCCUCGUCUUCUGAAGCAACUGUAUCAGAAAAUAAAAGGUCCGGCCCAACUUCCAAGAAGCCCCUGCAAGAGUCUAAUUCAUCAGUGGACGCGUUUUUACAAUCUAUAGGCCUCAAGAAAUAUUUGCCACUAUUCGAAGCAGAGGAGAUUGAUGAGAUGACGGUUCUUGUACACUUGACAGAGGAGGAUCUCAAGGACCUUGGUCUCCCAAUGGGUCCAAGGAAAAAGAUACUUCUAGCAUUAGACUCGGGCAAUCAGUAGCGGAUUCACAUUGUCUAGCAUUUUGACUGUGUAGUUUGGUAAUUGAUGUCCUCAGCAAAUUGUACAGCAAACGUUGAGAGAUUGCAUCAUGAAUGCAUUGCUGCAGUUUAACCCAAAGGCUUGUCAGUAGGGGAUCCGAAUUGGAUAGCAUUUUGACCUGAGUUGCUUGUUAAUUGAUGUCCUCAGCAUGGGAUUUAAAUUGUAUAGCAAUCCUUGAAAGAGAGUACCAUGAAUACUUAGCUGCAGUUUAACACGAUUCCUUGUCGGUAGGGGAUCCAAAUUGUAUAGCAUUUUGACUGAGUAAUUUGUUCGUUGAUGCUCUCAGUAGGGGAUCCAAAUUGUAUAGCAACUCUUGAGAGAGUAUCAUGAAUGCACAAGCUAUACAAAGUUACAAGAAGGUUUAUAUGAAAGAUAUUCAAGAAAAUUGCAUAAA
Molecule: messenger RNA, 1179 nt
Organism: Asparagus officinalis (garden asparagus)
Lineage: Eukaryota; Viridiplantae; Streptophyta; Magnoliopsida; Asparagales; Asparagaceae
Exons: 6
Coding region: 180-746 (188 amino acids)
Molecular function (GO): protein binding
Source: RefSeq, a predicted model, not a curated record